Aureobasidium pullulans EXF-150 is the source of this 1631-nucleotide messenger RNA. Its product is annotated as amidohydrolase. The record is from RefSeq and is a predicted model, not a curated record. The transcript has a single exon. NCBI's taxonomy places the organism in Eukaryota, Fungi, Ascomycota, Dothideomycetes, Dothideales, Saccotheciaceae. The coding region runs from base 107 to 1504 and encodes 465 amino acids. Gene Ontology annotation, molecular function: hydrolase activity, acting on carbon-nitrogen (but not peptide) bonds.
ACUACCAUUAUACACUCAUCUUCUCUCAGAUCGAUUUGGACUCUGUUCGAAGCUCACCUAACAGCGCAGGUUCUGUACCGGAUAAUCAUUCUCAAGUCUACACUCCAUGGACAGUCCUUCAGACGACGAGCCCUGGAUCCUUAUCGCGGAAGAAGGGACCCAGAACCAGGGCGAUAUGCUGUCUGCAGAGCGAAAGAUAAAGCCUUGGGCACUUUCACCACCGAAAACAUACAUCUUCGAAAACGCAAAUAUUAUAAACACCGUCGAUGGCUCCAUCCGAUCAAAUAGUUCGCUAUGCACCAGCGACGGUCAAAUCAAAUGGAUUGUCGACGGUCUGGCAAGAAACACUUCCGAAUCCGAUGCCAUCAGAAUAGAUGCAACAGGAAAAUACCUAGUCCCAGGCUUAAUCGAUUCUCAUGUCCACAUCACCGCCGUCCCUGGUACCGCAGAUCUCGCAAAGGUGUUUGGCAGCGAAUUCGCCGUUUCUGCCUUCCGACAGCCAUAUGUAUGUCAACAGAUGCUGAGCAGAGGCUUCACCACGGUACGCGACUGUGGUGGAGCCACGUUGGCUCUUAAGGAAGCGAUUGCUGAUGGCGUUUUUCCUGGACCUCGCCUUUUCAUUGCUGGCCAUGCACUUUCUCAGACGGGCGGUCAUGGCGAUCAACGGGGUCCUCAUGAUCACACUGCUUGUUGUGGUGGGACGAACAGCGUUGGCCAUAUCUGCGACGGAGUGGAUGAGUGCAUCAAAGGCGUUCGUGAGGAAACACGUACCGGCAGUGACUUCAUCAAGAUCAUGGGAGGUGGUGGUGUCGCGAGUCCUACAGAUGCGCUUGAGAAUGUACAAUUCACGGCUGAAGAAAUCAAAGCCAUCACCACUGUGGCAGCCCAAGCCGACAGGUGGGUGACCACACAUGCAUACACACCCAAAGCCAUUCAACAUGCCAUCCACAACGGCGUCAGAGGCAUUGAACACGGCAACUUCAUCGACAAGGAAACUGCCAAGUUGAUGGCAGCUAAGGAUAUUUUUUUGACACCAACCUUGAUUACCUACUCUGAGAUGGCUUCGCCAGAUUGGACUGGCUUUUUACCACCAGAGUCAGUGGCGAAGAAUGAAAUCGUGCUCAAGAAGGGCCUGCAAUCCCUUCAGAUCGCUUCUGAUGCCGGAGUCACCAUCUGCUACGGUACUGAUCUCCUGGGUCCUUUGACAGCUGCACAAACAAAGGAGUUUGCUUUGCGAAGUCAAGUCUUGUCGCCGUUGCAACUGUUACAGAGCGCUACUAUCAAUCCGGCUCGUAUGUUACGACAGGAGAAGGCGCUGGGACAGUUGUCUCCUGGAUUUUCGGCCGAUAUACUGAUCAUGAAUGAGAAUCCGCUGACCGACAUGGAGAUGUUUGAUAAGCCAGAUAAGCACCUGCUGGCGGUGAUCAAGGAGGGAAGAGUGUUUGUCAGCCGCUGGUCAGGUCUGCCACAAGAUACGAUCUCCCCAACGCCUGUAAUUGAGUAAUCGUCGCUGCUCGGAAGCGAGGGACCUCUUGAGCAGUUUUACAUAGCCAUGAAUCCAAUCUCCCGAUGUAUCGUAAUAGAGCAAGGGAGUUGCAAAUUUGAUCGAGCAACGAAUUGAGACUACCGCC